This is a messenger RNA of Ornithodoros turicata, 3255 nucleotides long. RefSeq lists its product as uncharacterized. The transcript is spliced from 2 exons. NCBI's taxonomy places the organism in Eukaryota, Metazoa, Arthropoda, Arachnida, Ixodida, Argasidae. Gene Ontology annotation, biological process: DNA integration; proteolysis. The record is from RefSeq and is a predicted model, not a curated record. The coding region runs from base 1 to 3255 and encodes 1084 amino acids. Gene Ontology annotation, molecular function: nucleic acid binding; aspartic-type endopeptidase activity.
AUGGUCUCAUCCAUUGCCCGAAGAUGGGAGAAGUGGUUGAAUCGCCUAGAAAGCUUCAUUGUGCCGUCGAACAUCAAAGACAAGAAACAGCAAAAAGCAAUGCUACUGCACUUCGCGGGAGAGCAAGUUUUCGACAUUUACGAGGCGCUUGGUGGCACCGCCGAAGACGACUUUGAGAAGACAAAGAAACUCCUCACAGAUCACUUCAAGCCUAAGAAGAACAUAGUCUUCGAGCAACAUGUCUUUCGGCAAGCGGUACAACAGCAAGGAGAAACUACCUCUGAGUACUUCGUUCGACUCAAGAAGCUAGCAUCAACCUGUGAGUUCGCGAACGAGGACCAAGCGUUGCUGGCGCAAAUGAUAGAAGGCAUCACGUCCACUAAGUUGAGAAGACAAGCGCUAAGAGACCCCAGUAUCACCCUAGAAAAAUUAUUGGGCAAAAGAACUUGGGUCAGAGUCAACAUUGUACCUGUGAGCACGCAAGCACUCAUUGACACUGGCUCGUCGGUGAACCUUGUGGACGCCGAGACCUUCCAAAAGAUCCAGUUAAAAAGCGACCUGGAACUUACUACAACCAGCACACAGUACUUUGCCUAUGGGAGCCACGCCAACUUGCCCAUCAUAGGAAAAUUCAAAACAGAGAUUCACGUUGGAGACAAGAGACAGCCGGCAGAAGUGGCAGUGGUGAACAAAGUGGCUGAAAACAUCAUUGGUUAUGAGACUGCAGAUGUUUUAGGUAUCAUAAAAAUAACCCUCAACAUAAAUGCAGAGCAGACACUAGACCCACAAGAAGAAUUCCCUCAACUAUUUCAAGGGAUGGGAAAGCUCAAAGAUCUGCAAGUUCAUCUGCAUGUAGACCCCUCGGUUACACCAGUUGCCCAACACAGAAGGAUACCGCUUCACAUUAGAAAAGCUGUGGAGGAGAAACUGAAAGAACUAGAAGACGGUGACAUCAUCGAGAAAGUGUCUGGGCCAACACCUUGGAUGUCCCCCCUAGUAAUUGUGCCUAAGCCAGGGAAGGAGGAGAUAAGACUGUGUUUGGACAUGCGUGAACCAAACAAGGCCAUCAAACGUGAACGACAUGUAAUGCCCACAAUAGAUGACAUCAUCUGCACCGUGAGCGGAGCAAAGAUGUUCUCCAAACUUGACUUGAGAGAUGGGCAUCACCAGCUGGAACUAGCAGAGGAUUCCCGACACAUAACCACAUUUUCUGCCCACUGUGGAAUAUACCGUUACAAGCGGUUAAAUUUUGGCAUAUCCUCUGCCGCUGAGGUUUUCCAAGAAGUGAUCCGGCAAGUCAUCAAUGGUGUAGAGGGAGUUAUAAACGCAAGUGACGAUAUUAUUGUGUCAGGAAAGACAAUAGAGGAACAUAAUCAACGACUCCAUCUAGUGCUCCAGCGACUGUCAAAAGCAGGACUAGUGCUAAAUGCCAAGAAAUGUGUGUUCAGAAGGACCUCCCUGAAAUUCUUUGGACUGCUCUUUACAUCAGAAGGCAUAAAACCAGAUCCAGAAAAGGUGAAAUCAAUAUGCAGACUUUCUCAGCCAAACGAUGUGCGUGAGAUCCGAAGCUUCUUGGGAAUGGUAACAUACUGUGCCCGAUUCCUCCCAAGGUUAGCACAAGUAGUGGAGCCACUGCGACAACUCACCAAAAAAGGGGUGGAAUUUGCGUGGACAGCAAGACACAGCGAUGCUUUCAAUGAAGCUAAAAAGCUGAUGUCCGAAGAACGAAAGCUAGCCUACUUUGACCCCUCACACAAGACAGAGCUCACUGUGGAUGCAGGACCGAAAGGAGUGGGAGCUAUUUUGAGUCAAGUAACAAGAAAAAACAAAUCUCGGGUGAUUGCCUACCACAGUAGACCACUCUCUCCAGUCGAACAAAGAUAUUCACAAAUAGAGAGAGAGCUUCUAGCCAUCCUGUCAGCCAUCACACACUUUCAUCUGUAUCUGUAUGGUCCUCCGUUCUCAGUACAGACAGACCAUAAACCACUUGUGAGUAUCCUUCAAAACUCAAGGUGCAUGGUAUCAGCUAGAAUGGAAAGAAUGCUGCUGAAGCUACAACAAUACACAUUCCAAGUGCGACACAUUGUAGGGUCAAGCAACCCUGCUGACUUCUUAUCACGAAACGUGGUGGAAGACAAUGAACUGAAAGAAACUGCAGUGGAGGAGUAUGUCAACCACAUAGCCCAGCAAGCAUGUCCAAAAGCUCUAACUCUGGAACUGAUAGAAGAAGCAACAAAGAACGAUGCAAUCCUGAGCAAACUGUCAGAAGUAUUACAGACCAAACCUUGCAGUAACAGCUCAUGGACACAAGAAAUAAGUCCAUUCAAGGCCAUCGCAAAUGAACUCUCAGUGACAGCGAAAGGAGCUAUACUCCGAGGAAAUCGACUGGUCAUCCCUGAAUCCCUGCAGAAAAAAGUAAUUCAACUAGCCCAUCGAGGACACAUGGGGAUUCGCAAAACAAAGCAGCUUCUCCGUGAGAAGGUGUGGUUUAAAGGAAUCGAUAGAGCAGUAGAAAAUGCUGUGAAGACCUGCAUACCCUGCCAAGCCGUCGUGCAAGAAAACAUACGUACACCUAUAAUAAUGACUAAACUGCCUGAAGGACCGUGGCAAAAUCUUGCGUUAGAUUUUGCAGGACCAUUUCCCGAUGGACAGUACCUGUUAGUGCUCGUCGAUGAAUACUCAAGAUUUCCUGUAAUACGGACUCUAAAGUCUUUGGACACUGACAGAGUAACCAAAGCUCUACGAGACAUUUUUACGCUUUUCGGUAUGCCUGUCAAGGUGAAAAUAGAUAACGGACCCCCCUUCUCAGGAUACAAAUUCAAAUACUUCAUGGCAGACUUGGGGAUCCACCACCACUUAAUUACUCCCUUGUGGCCGGAGGCAAAUGGGGAAGUGGAGAGACUCAUGCGUACCAUAAACAAGACUGCCCGAGCAGCCAACACUGACGGAAGAGAUUGGAAAAUCGAACUCGAGCACUUCCUACUUAACUACCGUGCGACUACGCACUCAACGACGGGAAAGUCACCCGGUGAACUACACUUUGGAAGGAGGAUGCGCACCUGCAUUCCAGAAGUCAGAACACCAGUUUGCGAUGCUGAAGUAAGACGGAAGGACGAAGAAAUGAAACAAAAGUGCAAGACAGAUGCAGAAAAGAGGAAAACAAUUAGACCACUUGAAUUACAAGAAGGGGACAAAGUGCUAGUCAAAGAAAAGAAGAAGAACAAACUAUCGCCUGCUUACAACCCAAACCCGUAA